CCGUUUCCUAGAGGCAAAGAGCCGCAACAUCAACAUCCACAGACACAUUCAGUUAAUAACUUUAAACUCUUAACAGUUAAACCGGAGUCGGAGGAUGUCGGGACAGAAGCGUCCUGCUGACCCCAGCGGUCCCUCGUCCUCCGGUGCGCCCCCGGAAAAGCGCAGGGAGAGGGAAGGAGAGGAUGGAGGUCCCGGUGUCAGCGCCGCGGCCGGGGGGAGCACCGCGGUGGAGACGGUCAUCAAACUGGGAGGGGUGUCCAACUCAGAGGAACAGGACAUCAAAGCUCUCCAGGCCAAGAACCGAAAACUUGGGGAAGCUCUCGAUCAAAGACAGGUGAUUGAGGAUGAACUCCGAGAGCGAAUUGAGAGACUGGAGACCCGACAGGCCACAGAUGAUGCCAGUCUGCUGAUCCUCAACAGAUACUGGAACCAAUUUGACGAUAAUGUUCGACUCACCAUCAGGCGUUACGACCAAGCAAGCAGUGAACCCGAGAAAUCCCCAACAGGUGAUGGACGAAGCCUGAAGCCAGAAACUCCAGAACCUGAUGGCGACUCCAACCAGGAGAGGGCCAAGGACAGAGGCCAACAAGGAGAGACAUCCAACUCCUUCCUGGCCACACUGGCGAGCAGCACCAGUGAGGAGAUGGAGGCAGAACUUCAGGAGAGGGUGGAGUCCAGCCAGAAGCAGGCCAAUCGCGUGGUGGAGAUCUACGAGUUUCUGAAGAGCACCGUGGACCAGCUCAAAGUGGAGCAGGACCCUGGAGCUGAGGGCAGUUUGUGGCAGGUAGCUUCCAAACUGAACUCUCUCCUUACCAGUGAAAAUGAGCGGCUGCAACAGCUGACAGAGGACCUCAAACAGAAGCACAGUCACAUGACCAGCGAGUCGCGGCCUCUGGGUCGCGCAGCUAACAAGGCAGACCAGCGUGUCAGCGAGCUGCAGGUCCUAAUCGAGGAGCUCCAGUGGGACAUGGAGAAGAUCCGCCGGCGAGAGAACAGACUGAAUGCACACUUAAGCGAGAUACUUGAGAGGGUAAACAGCAAAGGUUAUAAAGUGUGUGGGGAGGCCAGCAGUGUGUGUGGAACCAUCACUAUUAACAAGAGAAAGUUUGAGGAAAUGAACAGUGAGUUGGAGGAGAACAGGGAACUGGCAGACAAUCGCCUCAUCGAGCUACAGAAGUUACAGCAGGAUCUGCAAAAUGUUCACCAGGAGAACAACAGCAUGAAGGCGGAGCUGCUGAGUCGAGCUGAGGGCCUUGUAAAAGAAUCUUCUGAGUAUCGCUGUCUGCAGUCGCAGUUUUCUGUGCUCUACAAUGAGUCUCUGAUCCUCAAAGGUCAGUUAGAUGAGACUCGUGCACGCCUCAACACUACAAGAACGGCGCGUCUACGACAGCUGGAGCACAUGGAGAAUGACGAGGUGGCUCUGCAGAGGAAGGUCCGUACAGAGGUGUUUCAGCUAGAGGACACACUGGCUCAAGUCAGGAAGGAGUAUGAGAUGUUGCGCAUCGAAUUUGAACAGACUCUUGCUGCGAACGAGCAAGCAGGCCCGAUCAACAGGGAGAUGCGUCACCUGAUCAGCACGCUGCAAACCCACAACCAGCAGAUGAAAGGAGAGGUGGUGAAAUACAAGAUGAGACUGAGAGAGACACAAGCUGAGCUCAACCAGGUCCGCGCUUCAAAGGGCAACGCCAUUCUCCAAUCCCAGUCAAGCACAGAGAUGGACGUGAAAGAUGAGACGACCUCUCCAUCCACCCCAGCUGUUUCUGGAGAACCUGUAGUCAAGACUGAGCCUGACAACGGCUCCUCCACACCCAGCAGCACAGGUGCCUCAGUAAAAACAGAGCCUGGUACAGAGCCAGAGGCAACCAUAAAGGAAGAGGAGAAGGAGGAGAAGAAGGAGAAGGAUGAAAAGAAAGAAAAGGACAUUAUAAAGAAAGAGGAGAAAGAUAGAGAACGGGAGAAAGAGAAGGAAAAGGAGAGAGAGAGGCCGACCCGAGGAGGUGGUGGGAGCAGCAGCGGCGUCAUAAAGGAAGAGAAGGAGAAGCCGGGGAGCAGCAGCCAACCUGAGGACGCAGCCGGGGAACGCCUCUCUGUGGUUGGAGGGUCAAAGAGGAAGGAAAUGGAGCAGCUGAAGAUUGUCCGAGCAGAACUCAAGAAAGCCCAGGAGUCCCAGAGGGAAAUGAAGCUGCUGCUGGACAUGUACCGCUCAGCACCCAAGGAGCAGAGAGACAAAGUCCAGCUCAUGGCUGCAGAAAAGAAGUCGAAGUCGGAGGGAGAGGAGCUGCGGCAGAGGCUGAGGGAGCUGGAGGAGAGGGAGAGGAGGGAGGGCAAGAAAAUGGCUGAUGAAGAGGCUCUGAGGAAGAUCCGCUCUGUGGAGGAGCAGAUUGACAUCCUCAACAAGAAGCUGUCUAUAGCCAAACAGGAGGAAGACGCACUGCUGAGCGAGAUGGACGUGACGGGCCAGGCGUUUGAGGACAUGCAGGAACAGAACAUCCGCCUGAUGCAGCAGCUCAGGGAAAAAGAUGACGCCAACUUCAAGCUGAUGAGCGAGCGAAUCAAGUCCAACCAGAUUCACAAGCUGCUGAAAGAAGAAAAGGAGGAGCUCGCCGACCAACUCCUCACCUUAAAAACUCAGGUCGAUGCCCAGCUGCAGGUGGUGAGGAAGCUGGAGGAGAAGGAACGCCUCCUGCAGGGGACCAUCAGCACUGCAGAGAGAGAGUUGACGCUUCGAACACAAGCUCUGGAUAUGAACAAACGCAAGGCUCAGGACUCUGCGCUGCUGUCAGAGGAGGUGCGAACUCAGCUGGAGCAGGUUCAGCAGAGGCUCAACCUGGUCAGAGAGGAGGUCAUUGAGAACAGCAUCUCCAGGGAAAAGGAGUCCUUCAACGCCCGACGAGCACAGGAGGACAUCUCCAAACUGAGGAGAAAGAUCGAGAAGGCCAAGAAACCAGCUGAGAAAAUCAGCAACGGAGACGAAAUCCUAAAUGAAGAAAUUAAUGACUACAAGGCCCGUCUAACGUGUCCGUGCUGCAACUCUCGGGUGAAGGAUGCCGUCCUGACAAAGUGCUUCCACGUCUUCUGCUUCGAGUGCGUCAAGACUCGCUACGACACCCGCCAGAGGAAGUGUCCCAAGUGCAACGCCGCCUUCGGAGCCAACGACUUCCAUCGCAUCUACAUCGGCUGAGGCUGCCGUUCCCGCUGCGCAGCUCAGAGGGCGAGCAGGAUGAGCAGUCGUACAAACGCUGCCUGGAGCGAGACUCAGCACCCAGCACUCAUGCAUUCCCCCUCCUCCGAACACUCCCCCACCCCCUCCUCUCGUCCUCAUCCACCCGAUGAUUUCAGCUCUGUGGGGGCCGCAGAGAUGCUCUGAAUGGAACGCUUUAAUUUUUUUUUUUUUUAUAAACGGUGACUGAAUCAUCUCCCAUCCAGUAUCAGUACUACUUUCUGUAUGUUUUCUUUGAAUACUGGUGCAGAAAGGAUGUUUGCAUCACAUACAUGAGGCUUGUGUGCUCGUUUGAAACCAGUAUACAGAGAAGAGAAUAAGUACAAUAGGGAAAACGGCAUUCCUCCCAGUGUUGUGGAUGUUUGUAUAAUGUCGGUGUGUAUGUACAUUAUUGUUUUGUUUUUUUUAAACCUGGCCACUGUUGCACCAGACUGUCCUGAAAUCAUCUGGACUCGGUGCUGUAUAGUUGCUGUCCUGCUAGUUAUUAAACUGAUAAUCAAAAA
Molecule: messenger RNA, 3723 nt
Organism: Stegastes partitus (bicolor damselfish)
Lineage: Eukaryota; Metazoa; Chordata; Actinopteri; Pomacentridae
Gene: rnf20
Product: ring finger protein 20, E3 ubiquitin protein ligase
Exons: 22
Coding region: 95-3181 (1028 amino acids)
Cellular component (GO): nucleus; HULC complex
Molecular function (GO): ubiquitin protein ligase activity; metal ion binding
Source: RefSeq, a predicted model, not a curated record